Sodiomyces alkalinus F11 is the source of this 4442-nucleotide messenger RNA. RefSeq lists its product as hypothetical. Lineage: Eukaryota; Fungi; Ascomycota; Sordariomycetes; Glomerellales; Plectosphaerellaceae. The record is from RefSeq and is a predicted model, not a curated record. Bases 1 to 4143 code for a protein of 1380 amino acids. The transcript is spliced from 3 exons.
AUGAUGUUUGCUGGAUUCGUGACGUCUGGGACAUCCGAAGAAAUCUUCGGUUCAUCGGCGGCUCAUCUUCCUCGAAAGAGCUACGAGCCCACGACCCGUCCUUCCUCCUUCGUUCCGUAUGCGAGGGUCCUCGACGAUAACCUUCGUCUGGGACGCCGCGCUACGUGCCAUGCGACGAUCCGCGUUGCCUGUGCCGCCGUCAUGUCGGACAAGCAUGUCGUCCCCAAUCGUUCUCUGCUCUUCGAGAGAGGGAGUCAGUCGUCGAUGGCCCCGUCCCGAACCGAUGCCCUGACAAGUCCGACCCAUGACGAGUCGAGGCCCGAGUCGAGUGCGGCCGCAAAUACUCCCAACCCUGCCACGACGACUGCCCCUCUGAAGGGCAAAGCGCAGAAUGUUACUCCGCCGACACAACGACGCAAGGAUAAAGAGAAGGAGAAGGAGAAAGACGAGGUGUCCGGCCAGAGAGGACAUAGGAUCCGUUCGUCUGGCGGCUUCUUGCUCCAAAACGCCUUCCACGAUGCUUCUGGCAAUGCCAACCGGGCUCAACGUCGAGGCCAGCCUCGCUACAUGCAACAAUCCCAAAAGGCCAACACCAACCUCACGCCACGGACCUCCACAUCUGAACGCUCCGCCUCGAGUGCCGGUGCCGGUGCCGGUGCCUCUUUCGACCCCCAACUCGUGUCUCCGUCCACGUCCAAUAACUCACCAAGGCCCAGGUCAGGUGGCCUCUCGUCACCACUGACCGAGGACAUGGAAGAUGUGGUCGGGAGGAGGAGAGAAACCCCGAAUGGUGCUCUCGCCGAUCAUGGCUAUCAUGCUUCUUCACAUCGAACCGCCAGCCAGCCUCUCGAUAUCGAUUCGGCACUCAUCGUCAACAUGGCCUUGAACCUAAGCGAGUCGAGGAGGGUAGCUUCCAGGCGAACCGCCUCCGCCGCCGUGCCCCCGGUCCUAGCACCUCUCCCCGACGCUGGCACCGGCACCGGCGGUAGCUUGAAACAACACCUACAGCAGCAGAGGAGAACCUCCCGCAACAUAUCCCCGCGUCCGGACCAUGGCUUGUCUCCCAGACUGCCCUCGGGUGCCACAAGGGCGAACAGCCCCUUGCAACCAUCCUUCGACCUCACACGGGAAGCUUCCUACCGUCAUCAUUUUACUCCCGCCACCCUGGCGAGAGCCCAGAAGGCCAAGGACCAGUUGGAGCUCAUGGCCCAGUACAGGCGGUUGCUCGAGCUCGUGCCGCCCCUGGAUCCCCUCUCGCGUCGGCCCUCUACCGCUAACCCUACGACGUCGCUUUCCGCAACAUCAUCCCACACGUCUACUAGUUCCUCCCCACAGGCCAUUCGUCCACUCGGCCGGCCAUACAACCCGCUUCAGUACAUCCGGAACCGCAAAGUGCGAGCCCGCGAACGGAAGGCUAUCGAUGGCGAAACCCUAGGAUUCGGCGACGUGAAGAAAGUCACCGACUGGAUAGACAACGUAGCCAGAUGGGCAGCCACCGGCCAGUCGGCUCUACCCGACAACCCCGCCUUGCCCCCUUUUGCCGAUGCCGAAGCGCAUCAAGCACAGCUGGAAUCCCCUGUGUCGAACGCUCCAAGACCAAGGCGGCCGCGCGUGGACUGGGUCAUCAAUCCCGUUGAUAUGAUUGCCGACGUCUACUGGUUGGAACAAGAUCAUCACUUGCAGCUCAUCGAGGAUCGUCAUUGGCGUCGCAUCUUCCCCCUGAAUUUCCAGGAUGCUGUCUGGUCAUUUCGACCUGUGUCUAGUCCAGAGGCGGCCGCGAAGGCCAGGCCCGACACCUCCCAGAAUGCUUCUACACCACAGCUGCGGACAGCAGUGGAGCCUCCUGGCGACGAGGCGACGCUGGCCAAGACGGACACAGGUCACUCUCGUGGGAGCACGCGGGAAAGAGCACGGCAAAAACUCCAGGAGCUCAAGGGUCUUCCUCACCAUCGUGGCAGCUCUCUACACGGCCCCAUCGGCCCUCCCGACAUGCUUCCCGUUUCCAAGACAUCCACUUCUGAGCUUGCCGACGACGAAUCCGAGAGGAGCAAAGAGGGUCGCGACCAAAACCAAAACCAACCCCAAGUGCCGUCUGCCAGCGACAGAAAUGAGAUCCUCCAGAAACAAAUGCUCGAGAUGAUUGCCAGAGAGAGAGUGAACGAAACACCGCCAGCCCCCUGGUUGCAUCGACCCUCCAUGGUACCAAUGACACCCGAACGGGCCGGACGUACGACUUCUCAGCCGUCCUCUCAAUCGCAGAGCCGCAAACAGUCGCUGGUCGAUGCGAGCGAACCGGAUGACGCGUCUGGGGUCACCAAGACUCGUCCGACCAUGUACGGCCGUCAUCGUGGUAGGUCGAGCUUAGAGAUCCCCAUGCCUGUCUACCGGGGUUUCAUGGAUGCCGACACCUCGGUACCCAACUCCCCCGACAAUCGGCCCCCGAGGGACAGCCCCUUCAUACCUCCCAUUGGGGGAGAUCUCUCCCCUGCGUCAAGUCGGGCAGGCUCACCGCAUCGCAACCCCUUCCACAAGGUCCGGAAUAUAUUUCGCGAGAGGAGCCGGGACAGAGAGCGAGAGCGAGAGCGAGACAUUGAACCCCAACCUCACGCCAAAUACACCGAGCUCGAGCUUCCCGUCCAUCCCAAGUCGGCGCCUCCCGGCCUAGCCCAGUCACCGCUGCCGCGUGCCCCAUCGCCCGACAGGCAAGCCGCGGGAACUGUCGUUGCUCCUUUGAUCUCGCAACCUCAGCCUCAGCCUCAGCCUCGACCUUCGACGGAAGGUCUCCGGGCCGGCGCCAAGAUUCGAACCGAGAACAGCACUCCGAAUAAUCUUUCCCGGGGAGCGAGACUAGAUACUGUCAUCCGGGGUGGCGUAUCCAAAUUGGGAGACCUCAUCUGGCGGAAAGACUCGGAGCCAGCCGAAAGACACUCAUAUGAACGCGAUUUCUCUGUCCCGGACGAACCUGGUGUCGACACCACUACCAUCGCCACCAAGAACAACAACAAUAAGAAUAAGAACAUUGACGACAACAACAGCAGCCUCGCUCUGCCACGAACAGUAUCUGACACGACCGCUGACCGAGAGGAUGAUCGCAACCCAAGGGCGAAGCAUUACCUGGAUGUGAUGCCGACUUUCCAGCACACGCCCCACGAACCGAACCAGAUGGGGCGGGAGGGUUUACAGACGUCUAGGCCGCCGAGUCGAUCUUCUCGCUUCGACCUGCUCAAGCCUCCUCGCAUCGACGUCCAGCAUCCGUCCCCCUCUCUAUCACCUACUCUUUCCAAGUCGCACGGGGAAUCUGAAUCGCGAGCUGAGCAGGCAGAAGCUGGCACUGGUAGUGACGGACUGCAGGAGGCCAGUCGACGUCUCAGCUCCUUCGCUGCCCGGUCAUCCUCAUUCUCGUCUGACCCGCGCCAUCCUUCUUUGGCCUCCUCCUUUGAAGGCCGCCACUUGUCCAUCUCGGAUCGCAGCGCGACAUCCCAGCCCGCCCCCGUGUCGAAACGCGAGGUCGCCCGCCUCCGCGCCCUGGUGCUGAGUUCCGGCAUCAAGGCCAUGGAGAUUUCCCGCCGCGCCAACCAGCCCGUCUCCGUCUUCGCCGCGCGAACAUGCAACUCCGCCAGCGACGCCGACAAACGGCUCUGUUGGCCGUCGAUCGCCCAACUGAGCGCGGACCCCUCCGGCCUACGGGCCCGCGCCGUCCCGCAGACGGAACUGUACCACGUAGCGGCCCAGAGCCUCGCCGCGACGGUCCAGUCCGCCGACGGGGAGUGGCAGAGGGCGGUGGACGAGUUCGCGGGCAAGACGGCCCCCGCGCUGCAGGACCGCGUCGAGGACAUCCGAAGGCGCAUCGCGGUGGACUUGUCGGCCAUGACGCGGGCGGCGGCGGACGACGCGGACGAGGCGAGCCGCGACCUUGCGUUUGGGCAGCGCCUCAAGGUCACACAUGUCGUGGACACGAUGGAGAAGAUGAUAAGGCGGCGGCGGCGGAGGUUCCGGUGGGUGCGGCGGGGGUUGUGGCUCGGUGUCGAGUGGGUGCUCGUCGGCUUCAUGUGGUAUGUGUGGUUCGUUGUGGUGAUUCUCCGGAUGUUCUGGGGGGUUGGACGGGCUUUUGUUGGGGGCGUGAGGUGGUUGCUUUGGCUGUGAGGGAGGUCCGUGUACUGUGUUCCCCAAGGCUUCGUUGAACCCAUAACGUUGUCUUUUCCUUUUCUCUAGAUCCUCUUUUUUUUUCCCUUUUUUUCCUCCCGUCCCGAGCUGGAUUUGAUACCCGAGCAGAUGAUAUCGAGAUGGGAAACGUGGAUGCUUGGGCUCUACGGGCGGCCUCAUAUUCUAGCAUUCUUGGUCUUUCUGUCGCAUAUGAUUUUCUAUUCUGACAGACUUUAAUAUCUUACUGAUACUCUCCACAUAAUAUACAGCUUUAUACCUUUCCCUGCUUGCUGUUGCUU